AUAUUACCCCACAUUAUUUACGCAGCAAACGGGGCAUCGACUUAGUCCACAAACUCCACGACGGCGAAGGAGAAGAAGAAGAUACGCAUACAGUACAUGGCGGCCAUGUUGGCAGGGGCGAAUUUCACUUCUAAGGCAAUGCAAGAACACGUUCUUCCUUGCUAAAGUUAUUCCGAGUUCUUUUGCAGUAAUUGUACGAAUCACGGGCGUAUGCAGCAACCCGUGCCGGCAUCAUCGUUGUCGUCGAAAUUCACGCAAUUCACUGACGACUUUGCCCCUUCUAGCUUAGCCUCGCCCUCGGCACACAGCUCUCGAAGUAGCGUCGUAUCCAGGAGGUUACGUUCCGGCCGUUUUUUUUUUUCAAAGCCUGUCUUGUGACCUGCAAAGCUUUGAGGAACACCUUCCUUGUGGUGAGUAUCAUCGUGUCUCGCUAAGAAAAGUGGUGAUCUACGAAUGAACGUCUACUUACGACUUUGUCGCGUUUACUGAGCCGAUCGUUUUAUUAUAAAGUAAGUGGGAGAUAGUAGUCGCGUGACUUUAGAUCGUUUGAAUGACUUUUCUUGCGUGCUUUGCUUGCCUUGUUACUUGUGUUUAUGUGCGAAGUAGUGCAGCGAUGUGGCUCCCGCAGCAGCUGUCGCUGCUGCCGCUGCUGCCGCUGUGGCUGCUGAUCGACAUCUCAGAGUCGCAAGUGUUGCUCUCUGUUCCGGAGGAGGUGACGCUCCAAGAAUGGACCAGUGGCAACCUGACCAUGACCUCCAGCCUGGCGCUACCGCGGCCGCUGGUGGUGCGCCUGAACGUCACCUACAGCUCCAAGAGCAACUCGUCAGAGAUCAUCGGCUUGCCGCAGCAGGUGACGCUGCCCAUCGCGGCCACGUCGGUCACCUUCACAGUGACGGCCCGCGCGAGCGGACAGGUGACGGUGUACCUGAUGUGCGACGCCGCAGACGGCUGCGGCUCGGAGCCCCGUCUGCGCUUCAUGGUGGUCCGCAGCAACGCGGUGGCGCUGCUGAGCGAGGUCGUCGGCUGGGUCUACUUCCUGGCUUGGUCCGUGUCCUUCUACCCGCAAGUCUGGGAGAACUGGAGGCGCAAAAGCGUGGUGGGCCUGCACUUUGACUUCCUGGCACUCAACCUGACCGGCUUCUUCGCCUACAGCGUCUUCAACAUCGGCCUCUUCUGGGUGACGCCCAUCAAGGAGGAGUUCUUGCAGAGGAACCCGAACGGCAUCAACCCCGUCAAGCCCAACGACGUCUUCUUCAGCCUGCACGGCUUCCUGCUGUGUCUGCUCUACGUCGGCCAGGCCGCCGUCUACGAGAGCGGGGGCCAGAGGGUGUCGUGGACGGCCCGCCUGCUGCUGCUGAUCGGCUGGUCCUUUGCCGGCGUCACCUUGUUCCUGGCCGUCUUCCGGCGCCUCAGCUGGUUGGAUUACCUCUACUUCUUCUCCUACAUCAAGCUGGCCGUCACGCUGGUCAAGUACCUGCCGCAGGCCUUCUUGAACUACCGGCGAAAGAGCACGGAGGGCUGGAGCAUCGGCACCGUGCUGCUCGACCUCAGCGGCGGCCUGCUCAGCAUCUCGCAGAUGAUCUUGGAUUCCUACAACAACGACGAGUGGCACCUGAUCUUCGGGGACCCCACCAAGUUCGGCUUGGGUCUCUUCUCGGUGGUCUUCGACAUGCUCUUCCUCUUUCAACAUUACUGCUUGUAUCGCUCGGCCUACCGGCUGAUCCGCUGUAGCGAGGUCGAGUGAAGCGCCGCCGCCUCCUUGCACUUCAGGCGCCACAAGGCGUUGGGAAAGACGGACGAUUGCGCCUUCCGGAUGCAGUUGGGCUGGGCGGCGGCCUCUGCGGCCGUGGACGCUCGAGAAAGGAAAUAAAAUCAUGAAUGAGGAUGGAGAUCGAUGAUUGUUUUU
Messenger RNA from Hippocampus comes (tiger tail seahorse), 1906 nucleotides. It is a transcript of the gene ctns, whose product is annotated as cystinosin, lysosomal cystine transporter. The transcript has 10 exons. NCBI's taxonomy places the organism in Eukaryota, Metazoa, Chordata, Actinopteri, Syngnathiformes, Syngnathidae. The record is from RefSeq and is a predicted model, not a curated record. Gene Ontology annotation, cellular component: lysosomal membrane. Gene Ontology annotation, molecular function: L-cystine transmembrane transporter activity. Bases 551 to 1744 code for a protein of 397 amino acids. Gene Ontology annotation, biological process: L-cystine transport.